AUGGAGAAGCGGACGCUUCUACAUUUUGUUAAAAAUUCUGUUAAAUAUUAUGACGAUUGUGCAUCAAUUCUUGGUCAUAUGAUUAUGCGUAAAUUUGCAUCACAGUUGUCCAUUCCAUAUUCUUUAGUUUCUCAACCAGAAGACGAACCUUUCGUACCAACUGUUUAUGGUACACGAAUGGAAUUGAGAUGUGUAAUUGCUGUUAUAAGACAUGGAGACAGAACGCCAAAACAAAAAAUGAAAAUGCCUGUUUUACAUCCACUGUAUAUAUGUUCUACUGGUCAAAAAUAUAAUGGCCACAAAAAAGGCCAGUUGAAAAUAAAACGACCUGGUGAAUUACAGGAAGUACUCGACAUAACGAGAACAUUACUAAAGGAAUUAAAUGAAAAAAAUAUUGAUAAAUUUCCAAAUUCACUCGAAACUAAAUCAAAACUUGUUCAAUUGCGAAUGGUACUCGAAAUGUAUGGUCAUUUUUCAGGAAUUAAUAGGAAAGUUCAAUUUAAAUAUCAGUCGAAAAGUUUACCGACAAAAGCAAGCAGCGAAGAAGCCGAUAAGACUGAUACACCACCACAACCAUCUCUAUUAUUAAUUAUUAAAUGGGGAGGUCAGUUAACAGUAGAUGGUAAACAACAAGCGGAAAAGUUGGGUGAAGAUUUUCGAAAAAUGUAUCCUGGUGGUACAAGUCAAUUAUCAAUAGGUGGUUCAAAUGUGGGUUUGUUAAGAUUACAUAGUACAUUUAGACAUGAUUUAAAAAUUUAUGCAUCGGAUGAAGGGCGAGUGCAAAUGACGGCUGCAGCAUUCACUAAAGGUCUGUUAGCGUUAGAUGGAGAAUUACCCCCUAUUCUAGUUCAAAUGGUUAAAUCUGCGAACACAAAUGGCCUGUUAGACUACGAUGCUGAAUCAACUAAAAGACAGACCAGAGUUAAAGAAGCAUUACAGGAUUUAUUAUCAAGAGAUCGUGACUUUACUGAUGCAGAUUACGAGAAGGUAUAUAAAAUAUAUUUUACUGUGAUUUUCGGCAUUAUUUAGUCAAAAUUUAACUUGAAAAAUUGUCAAAAAUGUGCCACAUUUUCUUUGUAUUUGGCAUACCACUGAGACUUUUCUUCUUUUAUGAUUAUGAGGAGUCUAGUCGAAUAAGUCCGAGAUAAAAAAAUUUCUUUUCAACUAGUAACAGUUUGAGAAAACUAUCAAUUUUUGGUUGAGUUUUGAUAAUUUUUCGUUUCUUUCUCCGUUUUGGAACCCAGACCGCUGAAAAUUGUGAACAGCGUCGCAGACUAAAAUCACAUAGCCUCAGCCACCCAAGAAUCAAAAAAAAAUCUAGUAUCGUCCGAUUCAUCUAGAUUACUAGGUUUUUACUCGAUUGCAACUACUGUGUAAUGACAGUGGAAAUCUAGUAAUUGGGCGAUUACUAGAUUUUUUCUAGUUGCAACUAUCGAUUUAUCACCCGAUAAUCGAUCGAUUUAACUAUUGCUAGUUACACACGCAGACGCAUCUAGUUAAAAGUCCCUAUUCCAACUAGUAAUCUAGAUGGCUAUCUAGAUGAUAUAUAAAAGAACGAUUUCCUCUUCAGGAAAUGUAUUUUUCAUGUAGUGACUAUCUCAUCAUGUCUUUUAUAUCAUAUCAUGUUUUUCUGUUAUGUUAUCUUUUCUAUAGUAUCUUACAUAUCUUUCUCGGUUAUAUAGACACAGGCUUGUAUUUGUAUGACGUGU
Messenger RNA from Didymodactylos carnosus, 1709 nucleotides. NCBI's taxonomy places the organism in Eukaryota, Metazoa, Rotifera, Eurotatoria, Philodinida, Philodinidae. The record is from the annotation of a GenBank genome assembly.